This is a messenger RNA of Ostreobium quekettii, 1173 nucleotides long. Lineage: Eukaryota; Viridiplantae; Chlorophyta; Ulvophyceae; Bryopsidales; Ostreobiaceae. The record is from the annotation of a GenBank genome assembly.
AUGAGCCCUCCUCGGAUGGUCAGGGGAUUUCCAACAGGAAUGGGCAGUGUGAUGCGCGGGCCCUGCCAGCCUCAUCUGCCAGGGAGACAUGCACCACUGCGAAACAUAAGGCACCUUGGCACACCCAGUGAUGGCCAUGGCAGCCAGCUCUUGAGGGCUGUAGAGGAGGCACAGGAAGAAGCAACAGAUCGGAAGCAAGGCUCUGUGGACUCACGUCAAUGGCGACGCGAUGCACUGUUGGGCAUGUCUGGAUUGAUAUUGGGAGCCGUUCUGGGUUCAAGUACACCUGCACAAGCAGGUCCUUUCUUGAAAGACACAGGGGGCCGAGGGCCACUUGCACAAGAAGAGGAGAGAAUGUACAACUAUCGGUUGGAGAAAGAGGCAGUUGUCCGCGAAGGCUUUGACAAGGAGGUUCGGAUGACACAGGAUGGGAAGUUGUGUGCCACGCCCUUUGGUGUGGAUGUGGUUGGCAUCACAGAGGCCAUUGCUUUGCUUGGUGCACUUGUUGCAGGGAUCUCAGCACGUCAGAGGAAAGCUGAGCUGGAGCUUCUCAAUGAACGGCUUCGCAAAAUCAAUAUGUCCCUCCGACAGAAUGCUCGCUCGGGUAUUGUUUAUGCACCGGGCUUGACAUAUGCACCACCAGUUAUCGGCAGCAGCAAUCUGGACAGGAGCAGCGAUGAUGGCGGCAGCAACAGUAUGGCUGUGUCAGGAGUUGUGGAUGCACCUCCUGGAGGACAAUCAUCGUCGGUGGUUGUCAGACCACCUCCAUCUGUGAUGUUGAACAGUUUGGAUGAGGAGAUGUCAGAAGACCAGAUACAUUGCAGUGAAGCCCUCAAGGAAGGCAAGAAGAGGCUAAAGGAAGGGAGUGGAUCUGCAGCUAUGGUACGUUUUGAAAAGGCUCUGAUGUUGUCCAAGGGUAUGAAAGACAGGAUCCAAGAGAGGAGGGCAAUGCGGGGACUAGCCGCUGCCGCUCGUUUACAGGGCCAGUACCGCACUGCGAUUCGGCAUUUGGAGCAGGUUCUCGACAUCUCCAGUGAUAUUGAUGACCACAUUGGAGAUGCUGAUGCCUACGGAACCAUUGCAGAUAUCUACACAGAGAUGGGGGAAUUCGAAAAGGCGGCAUCUUACUACGAUAAGUACAUAUCCACCAUGAACACAGACGGUCCAGUGUAG